Messenger RNA from Strongylocentrotus purpuratus (purple sea urchin), 645 nucleotides. RefSeq names its product caspase-3-like. Gene Ontology annotation, molecular function: cysteine-type endopeptidase activity. Bases 1 to 645 code for a protein of 214 amino acids. The transcript is spliced from 6 exons. The record is from RefSeq and is a predicted model, not a curated record. Lineage: Eukaryota; Metazoa; Echinodermata; Echinoidea; Camarodonta; Strongylocentrotidae. Gene Ontology annotation, biological process: proteolysis.
AUGGCCAAUAAGAAUUACAAAAUGGACUAUAAAGAAAAGGGUCUCAUGUUCCUUUUUAACAUGAGAAAAGGCAGGAGGGGAACAGAUGUCGACGUUCAAAAUAUUCAACACGUGUUCACGGAAAUAGGAUAUGAGAUCGAAACCCAUUCGGAUUUGACAGCUGAGGACCUUAAAAACAAGCUAGAGACGUUUGCAGAUUCUCCUAACCAUGAAGGCAUGUGCUCUGCUGUGUUCGUGAUCAUGGGACUCGGCUCCACGACAGGCAUUGAGUGUACUGAUGGACUGGUUACUUAUACGUUUAUCAUGAAUAAGGUUUCUAGGAUGAAGUUCAUGAAGGGAAAACCGAAGAUGAUUUUCUUCCAGAGUAGCCGUGGAAAAGCAAAGGUAGAAACUGAAGCUGACAUCGAAAAAGAAAAAACAGACACAUCCGACCUUCUCGUUGUCCAUUCUACAACAUGGGCACAUCGGUUCCCUGGAAUGAGCGACCUGGCAACACUUAUUGCACCUCUUUCGAGCAAUGUCAUGGCACUAGGAUGUGAAUCUUCAAUGUUUACCAGGAAUACAUCAAGGAUAUCUAUGGUCGUCACAUUUGAAGGCACCUCCCAUGUUACUGAGACAAAUCCGGCCGAACCUGGAAGCUCUUGA